Molecule: messenger RNA, 2030 nt
Organism: Neltuma alba
Lineage: Eukaryota; Viridiplantae; Streptophyta; Magnoliopsida; Fabales; Fabaceae
Product: 2-hydroxyacyl-CoA lyase
Exons: 2
Coding region: 212-1915 (567 amino acids)
Biological process (GO): fatty acid alpha-oxidation
Cellular component (GO): peroxisome
Molecular function (GO): catalytic activity; magnesium ion binding; thiamine pyrophosphate binding
Source: RefSeq, a predicted model, not a curated record
AAGCCAAGCCGCCGCGCCCCCACCUUACCCAUAGCCACCCACCCUCCGCCGCUCCCUCCACCGGUUGUUCCACCUCCGAAUUCGACAAAUUCAACCAACCAUAAACUCGACUAUAUAAACCAUAAUUUACAAGUUCCUGAACCAUGCUCAAAAGCCAAUAAGCACUUACUCGUUAGAUCAAAAGCUCACAAGUCACGAGUGUCCAGCUUCAAUGGCGGAUUCGAUCGACGGUAAUGUUCUUGCGGCCAAAUCCCUCGCCAAAUUUGGUGUUCAGCACAUGUUUGGUGUCGUAGGUAUUCCAGUGACGUCACUCGCAACUCGCGCUGUUUCUCUGGGUAUUCGAUUUCUGGCUUUCCAUAAUGAGCAAUCUGCGGGUUACGCUGCUUCUGCCUAUGGCUACCUCACCGGUCAACCCGGGAUUUUGCUUACUGUCUCGGGGCCUGGUUGUGUUCAUGGCCUCGCUGGUCUCUCUAACGCCAUGGCUAAUGCUUGGCCGAUGGUCUUGAUCUCUGGUUCGUGUGAUCAGAAGGAUUUCGGUCGUGGUGAUUUUCAAGAGCUUGAUCAGAUUGCAGCCGUGAAACCCUUUUCAAAAUUUUCCGUCAAGGCUAAGGAUAUAAGAGAAAUUCCCAACUGCGUUGCUCAAGUUCUCGAUUGGGCCGCUUCUGGUCGACCCGGCGGAUGCUAUUUGGAUCUUCCGUCGGACGUGUUGCAUCAGAGAGUAUCGGAGGCUGAAGCUGAGAAUUUGUUAACCGAGGCUGAGAAGUCCAGAGUUAAGGAUGGAGAAGGCAUGGCAAGUCUUCAAAUUCCGAAGAUUGGGGAAGUGGCUUCGCUGCUUAGGCAUGCACAGAGGCCUUUGAUUGUGUGUGGAAAAGGAGCAGCAUAUGCUCGAGCUGAAGAUGCUCUUAAGAAGCUGGUGGAGACUACUGGCAUCCCGUUUCUGCCUACGCCAAUGGGGAAAGGUUUAUUACCAGAUACUCAUGAGCUUGCUGCUACUGCUGCUAGAUCACUUGCUAUUGGUAAAUGCGAUGUUGCUCUUGUUGUUGGGGCAAGGUUGAAUUGGUUGCUGCACUUUGGUGAGCCACCUAAGUGGUCGAAGGAUGUGAAGUUCAUCUUGGUAGACAUUAGUAAGGAGGAAAUUGAGCUGAGAAAACCGCAUGUGGGUUUAGUUGGAGAUGCCAAACAGAUUCUGGAGAAGAUAAAUAAAGAGAUUAAGGAUGACCCUUUUUGUUUGGGCAAGUCACAUCCAUGGGUAGAGGCUAUAUCAGGCAAGGCAAAGGACAAUGUGUCCAAAAUGGAGGCUCAGCUUGGGAAGGACGUCGUGCCUUUCAAUUUCAUGACGCCAAUGAGAAUUAUAAGAGAUGCCAUUUUGGCGUUGGGUAGUCCUGCGCCAAUAGUGGUUUCAGAAGGUGCAAACACUAUGGAUGUUGGUCGGUCUGUGUUGAUUCAGACGGAGCCAAGGACCAGAUUAGAUGCAGGGACAUGGGGAACAAUGGGGGUUGGCCUGGGGUAUUGCAUUGCGGCUGCAGUGGCUUCUCCUGGUCGGCUUGUAGUGGCGGUAGAAGGGGAUUCUGGAUUUGGGUUCAGCGCAAUUGAAGUUGAGACAUUAGUUAGGUACCAGUUGCCUGUGAUUGUGAUUGUUUUCAACAAUGGUGGCGUGUAUGGCGGUGACCGUCGAAGCCCAGAAGAGGUAAAUGGACCUUACAAGGACGACCCUGCGCCUACUUCUUUUGUCCCUAAUGCAGGCUACCAUAUUUUGAUUGAAGCUUUUGGGGGGAAAGGUUAUAUUGUUAAGACACCAGAAGAACUCAAAUCUGCUCUUUCAGAAGGUUUCUCUGCACGGAAACCAGCCGUUAUAAAUGUUAUCAUUGAUCCUUUUGCCGGUGCCGAAAGUGGCAGGCUGCAACACAAGAACUGACUUAAAUCUUGAUUGCCUCUUCCACUUUCUGCUUACUUCGCAUGCUUCAUCUUCAUUUUCUGUGGUAAACAUUUCAGCAGAGAAAAAUUAUAAAUAAAAUCAUAUUUAUAUUGUC